Messenger RNA from Lucilia cuprina (Australian sheep blowfly), 864 nucleotides. RefSeq lists its product as uncharacterized. The transcript has 2 exons. The record is from RefSeq and is a predicted model, not a curated record. Lineage: Eukaryota; Metazoa; Arthropoda; Insecta; Diptera; Calliphoridae. The coding region runs from base 544 to 849 and encodes 101 amino acids.
AGCUAAUAAAUCCGUUAUUGGUUUAAAAUUUCAAUUAUAAAAUGAUAAUCUGGCAGAGUUGGUAACCGCAACAUAAAAUAUCCGCUCAAAUAUAAAUACACAAGAAGAGAUGAUGGAAAUAUUUGAAAGCAACAACAGUAAAUACAACGUGGUGGUGGAGAAUAUGUGUGUGUAGGAAACAGAAACAAAAUCAUAUCUAUAGAAACAAAAACAAAAAUAAAAGCGGCAAUAGCAGCAGAGUCUUAUGAGUUCAUUUCUGUUACCUUUAAAUUCAGUAGACUGUGAGAAAUCGGCAAAAACGUUUGCAAAAAAGGAAAUAAAUAGAAUUCGUCAGCAAAACGAUUUAACAAAAUUUCUAUUGAGUGUUCACAAAAAUUAAAGAUAUCUUUUAACAAAUUUUUAACUAAAAGACUGAAUAAAAAAUUUGCACAAAAAAAAAACAAGAAAGUUAAAAAUAUAAAUAAAAGCAAGAAACAAGUUAAAAACUAUUAAAAAAACGAAUAAAGGAAAUUUCAUUUUUGCUGUUGGGUGUGUUAAAAAAUAAUGUUUAAAAGUUCUUCUACAUCGUCAAUUAAACAAUUGUGGUUGUUAAGCAUCAGUAGCAGUACUGGCAGUCGUACUGGUAUUAAAUCAUUUAAAAACUUUCAACAAUUUAAUGGCUCCCCAUUGUCCAUCACUACCAAACGCUUUAAGGCUACUGCUUUGAAUAUUUCGGAAGUUAAGAACGAAGAAAAUAACAAAACGAACUAUGUACCCACUUUAGAUCAACGGGCGAAAUUUGGUCAUACCGGUAAACAUAUCCAAGAAAAAAUUGCCUUAGAGGUAAGUUUUAAAACUAUAUAUUUUUAAUGCUUUAAGAACACA